GCGAAAUAUUAUUUGUACAGACAGCGUGUCAUUUUCACUUAAAUUACACCAAUCCAUCAUAUCUGCAUAAAUUAACCCCAGCCAGUCCUCCAAUAGCCGUUUAGCAGAGUGAAGCAUUCUGUUGUCCGCAUCACCCAACAACAGCAGUUUGUUGCCUUUUUGCCCGGAAGGCAUGUAAUCAACGGUAAGAGGAAAAGUUUCACAGCCCAGACGAGAGCGUUUUGUGUUAAUACGGCCAGCGCGCGCUGUUUGUCAUUUUUCACGUAUACGAUAACCGUUGAUCGCGACGACUGAUGGCUUCCGUAUGACACCACAAUGACAUCUGCCCACUGACUUUCCCAGGCUUAAUUAUCUUGGGAACCAUGUUACGCAUUCCUUACACACCUCAUCCACUGCAUUUAAUUUAAUUCUAAUAAUCGGUAUAAUUGUUAAGUAAUAUUUUUGAGUUAAUUUUUAUUCGGUAUGUCGAUUCGUACGGCGGAAACCGGUGAUAUGGACCAUCUGGUGCCCAUUGCCGCGCCACCCCGUCGCAUCGUCCAGUUCAACUACGAAUGGCGGAUUGGGAAUUUUAAGCGGGCCGCCAUGAAGGAGGAAGUCCUGCGCUCCCAGCCGUUUGCCUCCAAAGAUCCCCAGAAAUGUAAAUGGAUUCUGGAAUUAUACCCGCACGGCGCACCGGACGUGUACAAUCAGGGCUACACCUCCGUCUUCCUCGUGCUAAAAGACUGCUUCCCGGAAUCCCACAUUGUAGCGGUGACCGUCCAGUUCGGCAUCCGGAAAUUCGGCCCCGACAUCAAGGAUGUGUACUUCGAGGCGUCGGACGUCGAUUUCGAGAAGGAACGCCGGUUCGGCUUAAUAAAAUUCAUGGCGCAUCCGGAGCUGUUCGAGAAGGAGAACCACUUCCUGCAUCAUGAUUCCGCGACGAUUCUGUGUGAUGUGAAGAUCACCAACGCCUUCGAGUCGUCGACACCGCCGCCGCCACUCCCGCCGCCCCGGGAGACCUUCAUUAAGCGGACCGCCUCGUUCGGCAGUCCGAAGAACUUCUUCCGCUCCUCCACCCAGAAACGUCACGAUGAACGCCCGAUCCUCCAAUCGGAUAUCCACUCGAAUAGUGUGUAUGAUAGCGGGGUGGCCACGGCAUCACCCCGUUCAUCCACACCGCUGAACGACCACACCGGGGUGGUGGUGGCACCACCGCCGGCCCCCCGCCAUGACCCCGGGGUCAUUCGGGGCAUUGACAUUCCGCGCGAUUCCCUGCUGGAUGAUAUGGUCCAGCUGCUGAGUAAAGGACGCUAUUCAGAUGUGACGCUGGAUGUGGGGAAGCGGGAAUUCCAUGUGCAUAAAGCCAUUUUGGCGGCCCGCUCACCGGUAUUCGAUUCCAUGUUCUCCAAUCCGGCCAACGCGACAUCUAAUCAUUUUGUUAUUACGGAUGUCACGUCACGGGGUAUGAAGGAACUGCUGUAUUUUAUCUACACGGGGCAUAUCGAUAAGACGGAGAAUAUUGUGGAGGAGGUGCUGGAAGCCGGGCAGAAGUACCAGGUGGCGCAGUUGCAGGCAAUCUGCGAAAGCUUAAUUCUGCGUGAACUGAAUGUGGACAAUGCCAUUAAGACACUAAUCCUCGCCCACGAACAUAAAGCUCUUCAGUUGAAAGAAAUUGUCCUGGAGUUUAUUGCGCGUAAUUUCCAAGCGGUUAAACGUACCGAAGGCUGGAAUGUGCUACGGAGUAGUCAUACGGAUUUAUAUGGCGAUAUUAUCGAGUAUAUGUGAUGUUCCUUAUUAAACCGGCACCAUCGCGCUGCACGGCAGUGCACGAGCGACAUAAUGUUCAAAGUAUUUAUGAGAGAGAGAGAAUAUUAUUACAUAAAAGUGAAACCUUACCGGCCCGGUUGGUUGGGUUCGUUAGAAAAGCAAAUUUCCCUUCCAAUAUGCCGGGCGUGUUCGGCGUUCUUGGUUUUGUGACUAAUAAAAAAUUCUUCAGCAUGCGCUGAAUUGUUAAUGAGUUACCGCGGCGUUCUUUGUAUCGAAUUGUCUGUCUAUACGCGUGGAUGCGUUACAAUGCAUAUAAUGCAGUUGGUUUAUACGUGUUGCUAAUUGCGCCGCGCACCAUGAUUCAUGCUGCCGUAUAUAUGUGCACCUGAGCUUCCGAUUGGGCAUUCCAAGUUUGGAAAUGUAUGUUGCUCCAGUUUUCCUUGCGCAUUGCCCAGCCGGCGCAGAAUAAGAA
This is a messenger RNA of Paramacrobiotus metropolitanus, 2218 nucleotides long. Its product is annotated as speckle-type POZ protein-like. The transcript is spliced from 2 exons. Gene Ontology annotation, cellular component: cytoplasm. Bases 463 to 1764 code for a protein of 433 amino acids. The record is from RefSeq and is a predicted model, not a curated record. Lineage: Eukaryota; Metazoa; Tardigrada; Eutardigrada; Parachela; Macrobiotidae. Gene Ontology annotation, molecular function: ubiquitin protein ligase binding. Gene Ontology annotation, biological process: regulation of proteolysis; proteasome-mediated ubiquitin-dependent protein catabolic process.